CUACAACUUUCUGGGCGUAUUAAGUGUGAAAUUCCCAUUUUUUUUCCCACGUCCAUUUCCUUUCGCCGUCGUCGUCGUUUUCUGUUCUUUGUCGUCGUCGUCCUUGUCCAUCGCCGUCGUGGUCCCCAUCGCUGCCGUCGUCCAUCGUCCCACGAUCCUCAUUCCCCUUCACACACACACGCAGCUAUGCGAUUAAUGGUAUCACCAAGACGGCCGUUACGGCGAGUGAUCAAACUGCGUCGCUAUGUUCGUGCGUCGAUUGUCCUUACGAUCCUGUUUUGGCUCAAAGACUGGCUGUGCUGCGUCUUUAUCAUUGUAUACUGCUACAUCUCCUGGAACAUUGCCAAAGUCAAUUACAUUGGGUCAGGGAACGACGGCUUCCCGCUUCACCUUGACACUCUGCCUCCCGCUCCCGAUAUCGACUUUACGGCACUUGCCUCUGCUCGAGCACUCUUGGCAAGCAGACCGCACAAUGCCACCGCAAGUGACGAGUACAGUCGCGCACAAGACUUUGUCACCAAGAGCGAAGAGCUCCUCCGCUGGGGCCCCGAGUCAUCCGAGGCCGACCGGCCCAUACCGCCCAUCAUGCACCAUAUUGCUAUCGAGAUGAAAACCCCGAUUCCACAAAAGUGGCUGGACGCUCGGGAUGCUUGCAAGCAAGUGCAUCCUGACUGGACAUUUAUGUUUUGGGAUGAUGCAUCUGCGGAAAACUUUAUUCGGAAGGAACACCCAUGGUUCCUUCACACUUGGACAAAUUACAAGUAUCCCAUCCAACGGGCCGAUUCGCUGAGAUAUUUAGUUCUAUUUACCUAUGGAGGAACAUACCUCGACAUGGAUCUUCAGUGCAGACGGUCGUUGGACCCAUUCAGAAAAUUCAAAUUCGUUGCUCCCGCUGCUCAUCCUGUUGGAAUCUCAAAUGGUUUCAUUAUGACGUCGCCAAAAAACUCCUUUCUCCGACAGUUGACCAGCAAUCUCCAGUACUUUAACCGCUGGUACCUCUCCCCGUACAUAACGGUCAUGAUCUCUGCCGGAUGCAUGUACGUGUCCUCGCAACACGCCAUUGCAUCCGAUCGAAGCGAGCUCAUGGUCUUGGGAGGGCUCAACAACAAGCUCAGCGGAAAUGUCACAACGCCCAUCUUUACCCACCUAGGCGCUAGCAGCUGGCACGAGAAGGACGCAAAGGUGUUCAAGGUGUUGGGCAAGGUGCUCAAAUCGAUACCAAUAUUUGGAAAGGAUUACAAGUGAUGGUUAUCCCACACGGCGUGGACGCCUGAUGGGGCAAUCUUUUGCAAUAUCCUGCCACCCUCAGCACUUUCCACUCUCCCGAAUUUUUUUUUCUUGUUAUUUCUCUCUACUCCCAAGUUUUUGCUACGAUAUACGCAUCCAUGUGAAGAGGGAAUGGUGGAAUUUCUCCAAAGGAGUGUGGAAUCGGCCACGGAUUUGCAUUUUGGGACACAUUUGGGUUUCCCUCCCCGUAAUUUAUCUUAUGAAUCUGUAUUAUAAAUGCUUGGGCACAAUCUGCUACCUUUGAAUGAUAAGAUUUUUUCAUACUGGAAUGUUAACAUUUGAAC
Messenger RNA from Spizellomyces punctatus DAOM BR117, 1571 nucleotides. RefSeq lists its product as uncharacterized. Bases 187 to 1245 code for a protein of 352 amino acids. Gene Ontology annotation, biological process: mannosyl-inositol phosphorylceramide biosynthetic process. The transcript has 2 exons. Gene Ontology annotation, molecular function: mannosyltransferase activity. The record is from RefSeq and is a predicted model, not a curated record. NCBI's taxonomy places the organism in Eukaryota, Fungi, Chytridiomycota, Chytridiomycetes, Spizellomycetales, Spizellomycetaceae.